Poecilia latipinna (sailfin molly) is the source of this 1398-nucleotide messenger RNA. Its product is annotated as 3-oxo-5-beta-steroid 4-dehydrogenase-like. The transcript is spliced from 10 exons. Gene Ontology annotation, biological process: bile acid biosynthetic process. The coding region runs from base 382 to 1362 and encodes 326 amino acids. Gene Ontology annotation, molecular function: Delta4-3-oxosteroid 5beta-reductase activity. The record is from RefSeq and is a predicted model, not a curated record. NCBI's taxonomy places the organism in Eukaryota, Metazoa, Chordata, Actinopteri, Cyprinodontiformes, Poeciliidae.
ACGAGCCAUAAUUUGAUGCAGGUGUGCUCAACCAGGGAGAGAACUAAAACGUGCAGGAUACCGGCCGUCGAGGACCGACCUUGGGCACCCCUGCAUUAUGCUAUGCUAGCUAGGCAAAGAUAAUUAGGUCUCUGAAUCACUAACACCAUGUUCAACUUAAAACAGUAAGGUGGGCCUAAAAAAAAUCACUUAUAUAUAUAUGCCUGGCAUUCAUAUGCUUAUCUGCAUUCUAAGCAGAGGGGAGGCUGGCCGCUUUGUCUGGGAGGAGUUAUUUGCCUGAUCUUAAGAGGAGAAAAACUACUCUGCAGUUGGUGUGAUUGGCACACCAUUGUUGAAGGCUGUAGCUCUACAUACAGUGUUCAGGAAAACCUUUGAUCAAAUAUGGCACUGACACCCAAAAACCACUCAGUUCCUUUGAGUGAUGGAAACAGCAUACCUUUGAUUGGACUGGGCACCUAUUCGAAUCCUCAAAACACUCCCAAAGGAACCGCCUUGGCAGCUGUCAAACGGGCCAUCGAGGUAGGAUACAGACACAUUGAUGGAGCCUUGAUCUACUGCAAUGAGGAUGAGGUGGGUCAAGCAAUCCGAGAGAAAAUUGCAGAUGGGACUGUAAAGAGAGAGGACAUCUUCUACUGUGGAAAGUUGUGGAACACAUUCCAUCCUCCUGAGUUGGUACGACCUACUUUGGAGAAAACCCUGGAGGAAUUACAGCUGGAUUAUGUGGACCUGUACAUUAUAGAAAUGCCCACUGCUUUCAGGCCAGGAGAUACGUUCUACCCACAAGAUGAGAAUGGGAAGUGCGCUUAUCACAAGACAGACCUUUGUGCUACAUGGGAGGCUAUGGAAGCUUGUAAGGACGCUGGGCUGGCAAAGUCAAUCGGCGUAUCCAACUUCAACAAGCGCCAGCUGGAGCUGAUCCUCAACAAACCUGGGCUGAAACAUAAACCAGUCACAAACCAGGUUGAAUGUCACCCGUAUUUCACCCAGCCAAAGUUGCGUGAAUACUGUCAGGAGAAGAACAUUGUGAUUGUUGGUUACAGCCCACUUGGGACAAAUAGGGAUCCAUCGUGGGUAAACUUAGAAUGUCCCCCAAUGUUAGAAGACCAGCUUCUGACCUCAAUUGCCAAAAAGUACAAAAAGACCACAGCGCAGGUGUGCCUUAGGUUCAACAUGCAGAGAGGAGUGGUUGUCAUCCCGAAGAGCUUCAACCUUGAUCGCAUUAAGGACAACUUCCAGGUUUUCGACUUCUCUCUGUCAGAGGAGGAGAUGAAGGCGAUCGAGGGGCUGAACAAGAACAUUCGCUUUGUGGUGCUCCCCUUUUGGGCUGAUCAUCCAGAGUACCCCUUUCAUGAGGAAUACUGACAUCCCAAACAUUGAAUAAAAAUAUUCAAAGCAGGA